This is a messenger RNA of Brachypodium distachyon (stiff brome), 924 nucleotides long. Its product is annotated as CASP-like protein 1C1. The coding region runs from base 156 to 644 and encodes 162 amino acids. The transcript is spliced from 2 exons. The record is from RefSeq and is a predicted model, not a curated record. NCBI's taxonomy places the organism in Eukaryota, Viridiplantae, Streptophyta, Magnoliopsida, Poales, Poaceae.
GAGCUACCACAAACUACUCCACGAAACAGGCGCUCUUAUUUAACGAUCGACAUCACACACUGAAGUUCCUGAGAUCCUGUCCUUGCUAAUUAACCCAACAUCUUUAACGACAUCACAUAGAGCAUCACCGGCUUGCAGAAGGGCCGGGCAGCAGUAUGGCGAAGCUGCACCGGCUUGUCACGGCCGUGCUCAGGCUCGCGGCUGCGGCGGCAGCGGGUGCGGCAGCGAUAAUCAUGGUGACCAGCCAUGAGACCACCUACCUGUUCGGCUUGGAGCUGGAGGCCAAGUACUCUCACACCCCAGCAUUUAUCUUCUUCGUGGCGGCAUACGGCGUGGCGUGCGCCUACAGCCUGCUGGUGCUCCCCGUGCGGCCGGGGAGCGCCGGCGCGAGACUGGUGGUCAUGGCCGAUGUGAUAAUGGGGAUGGUGCUGACGGGGGCCGUGGCGGCGACGGGGGCGAUAGCGGAAGUGGGGAGGAACGGCAACUCGCACGCCGGGUGGCUGCCCAUCUGCGGGCAGGUGCAGGACUACUGCAGCCACGUCAUGGGGGCACUCAUCGCCGGUUUCGUCGCGCUCGUCGUCUACUUCCUCGUCAUCAUGUACUCCCUCCACGUCAUCGCCGAUCCCAUGUGCCCGUGCCAUUGAUCGAUCAGCAAUGUCCCAUCUCCCACUCUAUUCUAGUGGUGGUAUAUAUAGUUGGUUCGUUCAUGCCAGAUGAAUCUUCUAUAUCUAAAUAAAAACAACCCACUACUUGAUUUCUCUAAACAUACAAGCAUGUCACGUCAUCACAUAAUUAAUUUGUUCACACCUAUUUAUAUUUAGUAAAAAACUAAUACUUUUGCACAUGCAUGUAUGUUAUUUCCAUCGAGCUAUUCCCACUAAGCGAGAAAUGUAUAAUUUUAUUAUAUGUUUUCAAUUUUGAAUA